GCACCUUCCUACGAACAUACUUUACUUUGCCCUGGCUGGGGAAACCUAGCCAGAUGAGCGGGGUAUAAAUAAUGAUAAUCAUAGUAAUAAUUCUGUAAUUGGGUUGUACUUCCUCUUUAGCUGCAGUCAUGAUAACUGUAAAAAGAUUUCCUUUUCUGAACUAUAUGUCCUAUUCUAAACAGCUGUAGGUUUCUCUCCUCAUCCCCCCCCCCAAAAAAAUCUCUUUUUAAAAGGGGAUUAUUUUCUCUUUGGUAAAUCGUAUUUAUACAGCAAUCUCUUUCUUCUGUGUAUUAUAUUUCAUAACAUACGAAGCAACGGUCUCAAAGCAAGUAGAUGUAGAAGGAAUUUUGUCAUUGCGCCACUGGUGAAAUGUUUGUUCUUUCUUUCUUUACCCAUCACCGUUUUCCUCCCAAGGAACUCAAAGGCAGUAUACUGGGUUCUCCAUUCCCCAUUUUAUCUGCACAACAACCUUCUGAGGCACAUUAGUCUGAAAGACAGUGACUUGGAGAAUUUCAAUAGAAAUUAAGGAGUUCUGCUGUUCUGAGGAGAGCUGAAGAAAAUGAAUUUGAAUUGCUGUUGCAAAUAUUCUUUUUCACGAUGAAGCGUCUGAUCAGAAUGACUUGCUUUCUGUGCUGCUGAGAGGAUGUAGCGAAAAUGAUAGCAGAGCCCAAUUCCGUUGCCAAUCUCCCCAACCACAAAAAUGCUGGGCACCAUCCAACAGAAAUCAACACGUGCAAUGGGACUUCCAGUUUAGCUUCUUCUCCAUCCGUAUGUGUCUCCAAAAUCUGUUCUGGACAGUCCCCGAACCUUACGGAUCAGAUUUUGGGGGAGCGCAAGCAGGAGACUGCAGGGGGAGAAGAAGAAAAUGGGAUCCAUGAGGAGGUUGUCUCUGAAUCUACAGUGCAGAACGGCAGCUGCUUGAGAAAUGGCAAUGUUAAAACUUUUAGAGGUAAAAGGAAAAUCCGAGAACAAUGUGAAAACAGAAGAAGACACCCUUCAGAUGGUAGACGGCCAAACCAGCCACAAAAUGGAGAAGUGGUUGAAGCGGUUACCUUGUUUGAGGUGGUCAUCAUGGGCAAAAGCGCUAUGCAGUCUGUGGUAGAUGACUGGAUUGAAGCCUACAAAAGCGAUCGAGAUGUGGCACUUCUGGAUCUCAUCAACUUCUUCAUCCAGUGCUCAGGUUGCCAAGGAAUGGUUACGGCAGAAAUGUUCCAAAGUUCGCAGAAUUGUGAUGUGAUGCAGAAAAUGACAGAGACAUUUGAUGAGGCAACUGGAUUGCAGUAUAAAAAGUUCAUGGCCUAUCCCUGGAUCUUGACGGUUACUUGGCCAGUGGAUAUGGAUGAUAAGGACUACCCGCUCGUGAAGGCAGGGCCCUACUGGAAGAAGUUCAGGACUAAUUUUUGCGAUUUCACUUCCGUAUUGGUGCAGCAGUGUCAGUUCAGCAUCCUCUAUGACAACUAUUUGAUGGACACCAUCAUCUCUCUCCUUUCGGGCCUGGCAGAGUCCAUGGUCAGAGCAUUCCGGCACACCAGCACAUUAGCAGCUAUGAAGCUUCUAACAGCACUUGUAAACCUCAUUGUAAGUAUAGAUGUCAGCAAGCAUAACCUGGAAAGAUUAUACGAGGUAGAAAAAAACAGGACUACAGGCAAAAGGACCAAUACUAGACUGGACCAGCUAGAGAAGAAGAAAAAAGAGUAUGAACAGAAACACCUGGACAUAGAGAACAUGAUGAAUGCUAUUUUCAAAGGGACCUUUUUGCAACGCUAUCGUGAUAUUAUUCCAGAAAUCCGGGCCAUUUGCAUUGAAGAAAUUGCCUGUUGGAUGACAACUUAUCCUGAUCGGUUCUUAACGGAUAGUUACUUGAAAUAUAUAGGAUGGAUGCUGUAUGAUAAACAACCUGACGUCCGACUGAAGUGCCUUCAGGGCCUGCAGGGAAUAUUUGGCCAGAAAGCGCUGGGUUGUAAAAUGGAUCUCUUCACUUGCAGGUUCAAGGAUCGACUUGUGUCCAUGACUCUGGACAGGGACCAUGAAGUAGCAGUUCAAGCCAUGAAACUCUUGAUGCUUAUGUCACAGAACUAUGAAGAUGCGUUGUCAUCUGAAGACUGUGAAACCUUAUACCAGUUUGUUUAUGCCACCCACCGACCACUGGCUGUAGCAGCUGGGGAGUUUCUUUAUAACAGUUUAAUUGUCCAGGAAAUUGAAAUUGAAGCAUUCUCCAAAAGUAAUGCAAAGUGGGAGCCCAAUUCUAGUCAGCUGAGAGCACUAAUAGAUUUCUUCCUGGAAAGUGAGGUAAAGCUACAUAGCCACGUCACGUAUCUUGUAGACAGUCUUUGGGAUUGGGCCCCAAGUUUAUUGAAAGACUGGGAGUACAUGACUGCUCUCUUAUUGGGAAAUGCCGAUAGCCACGAACAAGCGCUGACUGAUGCCCAUGAGCGUGUCCUUAUUGAAAUAAUCUUAGCGACCGUUCGAGAAGCUGCUGAAUUUCAUCCUCCUGUGGGGAGAGGAGGGACCAGGAGAAUCCUGUCUUCCAGGGAGAAGAAGAUACAAGUGGAAGAUUGUACUCGAAUUACUGAACACUUCAUUGUGGUGCUUCCUCAGCUCUUGGCAAAGUAUUCUGUAGAUACAGAAAAAGUGACAAACCUCCUGCACAUUCCACAGUAUUUUGAUUUAGAGCUGUGCAGUGCUGAACUCCUGGACAAGCACUUGGACACAUUUCUGAGCGAGAUAAAAGCCGUUGUAUCCAAGCACUCUUACACAGAUGUCCUGAACGCUUGCGCCAGGGUAUACGCCACUCUUUGCGGUGAAGACGGUUCUGGCCAUAAAAAAGUGGGCUUGGCCAGAGAUGAACUGGUGGAUGAACUGGUGCACGAUCUAAACCAGAGUUUGAACACCUUUUGGGAUGAGGGAGGAGGGUUUCGUGCAGAAAAAGAAGGAAUUCAUCAUAUAUGCUUGACGUUGCGAAGAAUAACUGCUUUUCAUCAUGCUCAUGAUCUCACCAGGUGGAAUCUCUAUGGCACACUGGCUAAGCUCCUUGGUUUUGAGGUGGAACAAAAUGCUUUACCUGUUCAGAUCCUUUGGCCUGCUUUACAAUGUGCUUAUUCUGCACUGCUUUGGCAGCUCUCUUCUGCACUAGAGACCACUUCUUCCAAGGAAAGCAUUCUUGCCUUGAGGACACACUUGAAGCAGUACUGCCACAUUUGUACGUGCUACCUCAGCCACCGCAGCAGAAAGUUACGUGAAAAGGCUUUUAUGAUACUUUGCGACUUGCUGAUGAUUGUAAGUCAUCAAGGUUUAAGUGAUGGACUGAUUGAGUGUGUGGAGUAUCUUCCCAGUUCAUCUCUUCAAUCAAAACUGCUCUUCUUCGUUGAGGAUCAUGUUUUUGCAGAGGAGCCAAGAGAAUUCAGAGUCUUGACAGGAGAAGAAGUGAAAAAGAUGGAAGAACAAAAAUUGGAUGCCUUGCAGCAGAAACGGUGCCUCCUUGCAGCUUAUUGCAAGUUAAUUGUCCAUAAUGUUGUCGAGAUGACUGCCGCUGCUGAAAUCUACAAGCAUUAUAUGAGGACUUAUAAUGACUUUGGCGACAUAAUUAAAGAAACCUUGAGCCGGACGAGGCAGAAUGACAAAAUUCAAAGUGCAAAAACACUGAUCCUCUGCUUGCAGCAGCUGUUUCAGAAGCAUGCCAGAAGCCAGGACAACAGCAAUAGCAUUAACAGCAUAGAUUCCUCUUUCAACAACAUUAAAGAGCUCGCACGGCGCUUUGCUUUGACAUUCGGCUGGGACCAGGUGAAAAGUCGAGAGUCAGUAGCCAUGAUACACAAGGAUGGUAUUGAGUUUGCCUUUCAAGGAAUUGGUGCCCUGGAAGGGAAGAGCCUGCCUCCCAAUCUGAACUUCCUGCUCAUCCUCAGUGAAUUCUCCAAUAAGCUUCUAAAGCCUGACAAAAGACUUGUAUAUAGUUACUUGCUGAGAUAUACCUCUGAACCAGCACUUUGUAAAGAAGAAUUUGUGUACUCUCUGGAGUGGUACAGAACCUCUUUGCUGGCCAGUGAUGAAGAUGAGAGUUCUAUCAUCAGCAGCAUAAGUGAAUGGCCAUCCGAUAGGACACCAUGUAAAAAAACCCUCUCUGAAGGAUCCUGCGCCAAAGCCAGUCACACUGAGAUGGCAAACACACCUUCACACGCCCAUUGCCCAUCUGACCUCCCUUCCUUGGCACAGAAUAGCAGGAAGAGGCUAAAAUCUCAUGACAGUUGUCACCAAGAAUAUCCAUCAGGUCCUGAAAGACUGAAGAGAAAAUAUAGUAUUCCAGAUGGUGGCAAGGUAGAAAAUACAGUAGAGGUUCUGGCUGAAGAGGCUGAUAUUGAUGUUGUUGGUGCUGACCAGGAGACGUAAGAAGCAAAGACACUCUGCUUUUUCACGUGAAUGAAGAAAAGUACAGGCAUUGCAAUGGGGGCCACACCUGGUUAGCUGAAAGCAUGACAUGGUAUGGUUAUAAUAUAACUGAAUCAUGAGAAAGGUAAUGGCCAAAAUUACAAUAAUUUCUUCAGCCAGUGUUACUACAUGGUUUGAUAUGCUGUUGUGACUACACUUUUUUUCUGCAAACACUUGAUUUUCACCUUCGUUUUGCUGAAGUUUCUCUGUCCAAAAUGUGACGGCAGAUGUAUUUGUAGUCAGGGCAACAAUGGGAAAACCUACCAUAUAGUAGCAGAGCAGUAUUUUAUGUUGGGCCCAUGGCAGACCACUUUUGAGACAAGACUGAUUACUUUUUAACACAGAAGCAGGGUAGUGGGUUUCUGGGGAAUAGAGAAAGAGAAACUAUUUAUGUAUGUGGGUGGGGAGGGGGAAUCCUUAAAAACACAAUUUCUAAUUUGUAUUUCAUAUGCUUUCUUGUAUACCAUGGCAGUCUAAUAUUGGUACUAGGGUGAAAAUGUGCUCUAUUCAUUGUCACUGAGCUUGUAAAACAGCUGUUUGGUUUCAUACUUUUAUAUUAUCAUGUUUGCAAAAUAAAACGAGUGAUUGUUUCAA
Podarcis raffonei (Aeolian wall lizard) is the source of this 5016-nucleotide messenger RNA. Its product is annotated as cohesin subunit SA-2-like. Gene Ontology annotation, cellular component: nucleus; cohesin complex; chromatin. The transcript has 34 exons. The record is from RefSeq and is a predicted model, not a curated record. Gene Ontology annotation, molecular function: chromatin binding. Bases 655 to 4383 code for a protein of 1242 amino acids. Gene Ontology annotation, biological process: sister chromatid cohesion. NCBI's taxonomy places the organism in Eukaryota, Metazoa, Chordata, Lepidosauria, Squamata, Lacertidae.